AGUGAACAACCUAGCUGGCAUCGGCAGCAUCCACAUAGUCGCAACGUCGAUUGACCGGUGAUAGCGCUAACGUCUUUCAUAGUAAUGCACAGCCUCUAAGACAUCUGAAUAGUGGAGUCUUGUCAUCCCCUUCACCACCCCUGCCCGGUUAGGCUGGCUGUGUCCAGGCACUUCACCGCGACAUAUAUCUCUGUAGCUGGGCGACUUUGCCUGUUUUCCGCCCCCAACGACCUCUGAUCAUGCCCCGCCGUACCUUCAGUCUGAGUCACGACUAUGCAGAUUCACUAUCUGAGCACGAGUUCCUCAUCGAAACGGCCCACAAGAUUCCCUCUCACCCUCUCUCGCGGUCUGACAUUCUAUCACGACGCAUAUCCAUCAUCGGUCUGGUCUUCACUCUAGUGGUCGGCAUGGCCUGUAUCAUAACAGGUGCCGCUCUAAACGCCGCUAGCAAGGGCAACCCUCAAACAUACUUCGAUGACGUUUUGUACGUUUACAGCCAAACCACGCCAUUCAACCCCACCCUCCUCGAGAUCCCAAUCCUUUUGCUCAGCGCACUCGUCACGGUCUGUACGGAGGCUAUCGGCUACGUCCACAGCACGGCAUUGCGCUCGGAGCUUAUGCAGGAGAGGCGCCUCGUGUUCAACACGAACGCGCGUCUUUUCACCGCCACGCGACGACGGCGGUGGACAGGGCCAAACGGCGUUCUGUGCAACGUCUUCAUGGCCGUGCUCUUGAUCAUGUCAUUCGUGUCGGCCACCCUCACGUUCACCACCCAACUCCACAUCUUCGUCGUCAGCUUCGUCCCUAUGGUCUCGCUAGGCGUUUUCCUUAUCCUGCAAGUCCUAGUUGCAACUUACGCUCUUUCUGCAACGCACAUCCUCACAUGGGACAACAACGCGCUCGAAACUCUGACCGUCCUGUCUCGCCAGCGUCUCGUGAAACGCUUCCCGGGGCGUGGCAUGUGCAGUGUAUCUGAUCCGGGAACAGACCCCCAUCCUCAGAUCCCGUCAGCCCGUCAGCCCUCCACCUGGCAAGCACGCCGCGACAUCCGGGUCGUCAUCGUCCUUAUGUGGGCCUUCACCGCCCUUUGCACUGUGUGGGGUGGUGUUACGUAUCUCGCAAGAUUUAAGCCACCCCCAGAAGAUAAUGUGGAAACAAGUUUCCAGUGGACGCUGGAGCCGUCGUACAAUUUCUCGCCGUACCUCCAGUGGAUCGUCCCGUGGGGGUCUGGAGGGCUCUUGUGGACACAGAUCUUUGGCGUCAUGUUCAUUGUUCAGGGGACACUUGCGACUACGCUGCACCUAGCGGGUCUAGCUGCGAACACGUUGCGCGAUGAGCAGAUGUGGAGAAGCGCAUCCAGUCCGAAAGGCGCAGCGGUGCAGGUGAACGUUCUUUGGUCCAUUGUGACACCGCCCAAUUUGCUGUUACUCUUAGCAAAGCCGGUUCUUCAUUGGAUGAUGAGCUUGGCCAAUACCGCUGAGAUCGACGCAGACGAGGCCAGCGACGGAGGGUCUAUCGUCGCUUUUGCGUUCUGGUCUGUACAGUACUGGAACCUGAGUAUCGGUCUCGUCAUCCUAACAGCAAUCUUCACCUUCCUCGUCAUGCGCCGUCCGCGAGGCCCGCAGCCCGCAGCGUACGGACACUUCCAGACGCUCGCGAACCUCAUUGACGACUGGCCCGAAGAGGAGGACGGGAAGGAGAGGCUGUAUUGGGGGGAUAAAGGGUUGUAUUUGGAUGCUGGGAACGAGUCCGAAUCCGAGUGGGACAUUGGCGAGAAACGGUGUCAUGCUGGUACGAGCGGGUCGCUUCUGGCACCGGUGAACAUGAACGCUUUGUACGCAUGAGCCUCCCUUUAUGACUGUAUAUACGUGGUUUGUUUGCUGUUGU
Messenger RNA from Coniophora puteana RWD-64-598 SS2, 1887 nucleotides. RefSeq lists its product as uncharacterized. The record is from RefSeq and is a predicted model, not a curated record. Bases 240 to 1844 code for a protein of 534 amino acids. The transcript is spliced from 4 exons. NCBI's taxonomy places the organism in Eukaryota, Fungi, Basidiomycota, Agaricomycetes, Boletales, Coniophoraceae.